AGCAGUCCUGAUCAGUCUGCGUAUCCUAGCCAACAUCCUGGUCCUUCUCUCUCUGGCUGGCAGCAUUUAUAUAAUCUACUUUGUGGUGGACCGCUCCCAGAAACUAGAGCUGGAGAAGCCAGAGCUAACACUAUGGGAGAAGAAUGAGGUGAGUGUGGUGGUGUCCCUCAUCACCAUGAUCGCCCCGUCUGCCUUUGAGCUGGUGGCUCAGCUGGAGAUGUACCAUCCCAGGACCUCCCUCCGCUUCCAGCUGGCCAGAGUCCUGGUGUUGUAUCUGGGAAACCUGUACAGCCUCAUCAUUGCCCUUCUGGACAAGGUCAACAGUAUGAGUAUGGCGUCAGCUGCUGCAGCUGCGGCGGCCUCUGUGGUUUCGGGGAACUUGUCUGACUCCACGGCAUUCAUGGCGACCAUCUCCCAGCCGGGGGAGACGAGCCUCUCCACCCUCGUAUCCGACAUCUCCAUCUCUGAAAACCACAACAGCACCAUAGCGACCAUUGCCAUGGUGCUGGAUGUCAACACCAGCAUCAGCACCAGCAAGGUCACCAUGGCAACCAUGUACAACCACACUGUGAUGUUUGAGCAGAACAAGCAGAAGAAACCAGACGAGUGCUGGGAGACCUACGUUGGACAGGAGAUGUUGAAGCUGUCUAUCAUCGAUAUGAUCUUCACGGUGGCCAGUAUCCUGUUGAUAGACUUCAUCAGAGGGCUGGUGGUCAGGUACCUGAGUGACUGCUGCUGCUGGGACCUGGAGAGCAAGUUUCCUGAGUAUGGGGAAUUCAAGAUAGCUGAGAAUGUACUCCACCUGAUAUAUAACCAAGGAAUGAUCUGGAUGGGUUCAUUCUUCUCUCCCUGUCUGCCUGCCUUUAACGUGUUGAAGCUGAUAGGCUUGAUGUACCUGAGGAGUUGGGCUGUGCUCACCUGUAACGUCCCUCACCAACAGGUGUUCAGAGCAUCCAGAUCAAAUAAUUUCUACCUGGCUAUGCUGUUGUUCAUGCUUUUUCUGUGUAUGCUGCCCACCAUCUUCGCCAUAGUGAGAUACAGACCUUCCCAACACUGCGGGCCAUUUAGUGGUCAGGAGAAGAUUUAUGACAUCAUCUCAGAGACGAUAGCCAAUGACUUCCCGCUGUGGUUCAGUAAAGUGAUGAGUUACGUCACCAGCCCUGUCGUAGCGUUGCCCGCUCUGCUGCUGCUGUUCAUGUUGAUCUACUACCUUCAGGCCAUUGCCAGAUCCCUUAAAUUCACCAACAACCAGCUGAGGAUGCAGCUUCAGACUAAAUGUAUUUGUCAGGAGAGAACAGAAGACAAGAAGAAGGUAUUACAGCUGGCUUCAGCGAGGCUACAGGCCCCAGAGGUCCCCGGGGGGGACAGGAAGCCUGACCAGCAGGAUGGUGACAUCACCAGCCGCGAGUCGUCCAUUCGCACGCCGUCGCCACGACCCAACGGCAGUGUCACAAACUUCCAGUCGCCCGAUCGUCGUGGCAACGGCAUCCGCACCAUCACCCAGUCAGCAUCGAGAGUCGAGACCGCUAGGGCGACAUUUGCUGCUGGGGCGCCUAGAAGUCCAACAGUGUCCAUACUUCACAAGCAAAGGCCGGAGAUAAUCCCUAACAGACACCCUUCCUACCUGGGGGGCCCUAGCGGUACCUGCAGGUCCAAGUCCUACCAUCAUGUGGCGUACAACCCCCCGACACGCUACUCCUCAGAGAACAUCCACUCCGACCCACUCUACAGGAAGACCAUCAGGCCCAUGCACUCCGCAGAGGCAGCUGGGAUAGUGACCGCCCAGAGCUACGUGGGCCGUCGCCCCUACACCACGCGCUACGUCAUCGUCAACGAGCACGAAGCUAGGAAAAAGUUGCUUCGAUCAGCCACACGCGUCCCUCGCCACUUCCGAGCGGAGGACCCGGGGGGUGAAAUCGUAGAGCUGAUCCCGCGGAAUACCAAGCGGUAUACUCCAAGGGCUCCGCAUCUGCAUGGGCACCCACACAGGUCGAAUCCGCCGCAGUCACACCUGAGUGAUGAAGAGGAGGAGGAAGAGGCAGGGGGGAAGAGGGAGUCUAGGAGGGGGUCGUUCGGGCAGACUCACCGGCCGCGCUCACUCUCCGACCUCCAACAGCCAGCUCGCUUCUACAUCGGAGAGCGCCUGGAGACCAAGCUGUCUAUGGCAUCAAAAGACAGCCACACUGUUAGGGGGCGCUACGGCGGUGAAGCCCAAAAAGGGGACUGGGAGGACAUGGAGACGCGCUUGCACUCCCUCUCCCAGACCAGCAUCAGAGGAGCGGAGCUUCCACCACCAGUCAGGCACACACAGUCCCCAGCCAGACACCCCCACUCCCCCAGCAGACUUGUACACUCACCCCCCCAGGGCCCUGGAAGACGCCUGGAGCCCCAGGUCAAGCCCAAGACAUCCAGGUCCAAGCUGGAGCCUUCCCUGACUGAGUCGGACUCGGCCUCUCUGGCCUCCAGUAGCGACCAGCAGAACAGCAGCACAGACCAGUACAUCCAGGUCAUUCACAACAAGGAGAAGUAUCUCAAGUCUGAGGCAAGGCAAGGCAAACUGGCUAAGAAGAAGUCCAAAGCCAGUAUAGAUCUCAACGUGUCUGGGUCCAAAGACCUGGUCUGCUCCAACGUGUAGUUGGUGUAUUUGUAUUGUGAAUAUAUCUAGGU
Molecule: messenger RNA, 2667 nt
Organism: Oncorhynchus kisutch (coho salmon)
Lineage: Eukaryota; Metazoa; Chordata; Actinopteri; Salmoniformes; Salmonidae
Product: transmembrane channel-like protein 3
Exons: 13
Cellular component (GO): plasma membrane
Molecular function (GO): mechanosensitive monoatomic ion channel activity
Source: RefSeq, a predicted model, not a curated record